Molecule: messenger RNA, 9758 nt
Organism: Cuculus canorus (common cuckoo)
Lineage: Eukaryota; Metazoa; Chordata; Aves; Cuculiformes; Cuculidae
Gene: ABCA4
Product: ATP binding cassette subfamily A member 4
Exons: 50
Coding region: 270-7289 (2339 amino acids)
Biological process (GO): visual perception; transmembrane transport; lipid transport
Cellular component (GO): plasma membrane; intracellular membrane-bounded organelle
Molecular function (GO): ATPase-coupled intramembrane lipid carrier activity; ATP binding; ABC-type transporter activity
Source: RefSeq, a predicted model, not a curated record
CUGUGCUGGUCAUGUUGGGUGGUUGGGGGGAUUUUUAUUCUGGAGACCUUAAACUCGCAGAUUGAGCUGUUCUGUAUCAAGCAGAGGAUUAAAACAAUCUCCUUACAACUGAGUGGUGUUAUUCUGCAGGCGCUAACUCCAUCCAAGAUAUGUGUUUCUUUGCAAUCAAGCUGCACAUUCCUUCAGAAACCUUUCUCUUUUCCAUAGCAUAGCAGUGCUCACACAGGAGGUAAGCUUUUGUGGUUAACCAGAAGUGUCGAUACAGAAGAAUGAGCUUCUUCAGGCAAGUCAGACUUCUACUCUGGAAGAACUGGAUCCUCCGGAAAAGACAAAAGCUUCGUUUUCUGGUGGAACUUGUAUGGCCUUUGUCAUUAUUUCUUGCCCUUGUUUGGCUGAGGAAAGCUAAUCCGCUGUAUCGCCAGCAUGAAUGUCACUUCCCAAACAAAGCAAUGCCAUCUGCAGGAACGCUGCCAUGGUUACAUGGCAUCUUCUGUAACAUGAACAACCCCUGUUUCCGCAGCCCAACCCGUGGAGAGGGCCCAGGUGUUGUGUCCAACUACAACAAUUCCAUCCUUGCAAGGGUAUAUCAAGAUGCUCAGGAGCUCUUACUGGAAGCCCCUGAAUUCCGUGACCUUGGCAGAAUCUGGGAAGAACUGAUCGUUAUGACUCAGUUUAUGGAAACAAUGAGAACUAAUCCUGAAAGAAUUGCAGGAAGAGGAAUACGAAUUCUGGACAUUUUGAAAGAUGGGGAGACUCUCACUUCCUUCUUGCUGGAAGAUGCUGGUCUCCCAGAUGCUGUUGUUUUCCAGCUUAUUAAUGCUCAAGUGCGCCCUGAACAGUUUGCCUACGGUGUUCCUAACUUGACUUUGAAAGACAUUGCUUGCAGUCAAAUGCUCCUGGAACGCUUUAUUAUCUUCAGCAGCCGAAGAGGUCUCCCUUCUGUGCACAAGGCCAUGUGUGCCUUGUCUCAGGAAAGCCUACAGAGAGUAGAAGAUGCCUUGUAUUUAAAUGUAGAUUUCUUUAAGCUAUUUCAGCUGCUUCCCACUGUGUUGGACAGAAACUCACCAGGUGCCGACCUGAGGGCCUGGGGGAGAGUGCUGUCUAAUGUCUCCAAAGCAGUGCAAAAGCUAGCCAGGAAGCCAAGCGUUCAGGACCUUUUGAAGACUCUGCAACCGUUUGUACAAGAUGGAAGGCCAGAAUCCUUAGGCCACUUGGUGAGCUCCCUGUCUGAGCUUUUCUGUGGCUACCCAGAAGCAGGUGGAUCCAGAGUGCUUUCCUUCAACUGGUAUGAAGAUAAUAACUACAAAGCUUUCCUGGGGAUUGACUCAACAAGGAAGAAAUCCAGUCAUCUUUAUGAUAAUACAACCACACCCUUUUGUAAUGCAUUGAUCCAGAAUUUGGAAUCAAACCCUUUAACAAAGAUAGCCUGGAGUGCUGUGAAGCCCCUGCUGAUGGGAAAAAUUCUCUUUGCUCCUGAUUCACCUUCUGUGCGGCAAAUCAUAAAAAAUGCAAACUCCACUUUUGAGGAACUCGAACGCCUCAGACUAUUGACCAAAUCUUGGGAAGAAAUAGGACCUCAGCUGUGGUACUUCUUUCAAAACAGCCUGCAAAUGAAUAUGAUCCGUGACUCUCUGAAGCAUCCUACAGUGAGGAGCUUCUUGAACAGCCAACUAGGAGCUGAAGGCUUAACUGCUGAACACAUAAUCAACUUUCUUCACAAUGGACCUCCAGAGAGCCGGGAGAAGGGAAUGGCAGACUUUGACUGGCGGAACAUCUUCAGUCCUGCAGAUCAAACUCUGCGUUUGCUCAGUCAGUACCUGGAGUGCUUGACCUUGGAUAAAUUUGAAGGUUAUCUUGAUGAAACUCAACUGACUCAUCAAGCCCUUCAUCUGCUGGAGGAAAACAAAUUCUGGGCUGGUGUGGUUUUUCCAGACAUAAAGCCUACAACCAGCAGUAUUCCACCACAUGUGAGAUACAAGAUCCGGAUGGACAUAGAUGCAGUGGAGAAAACAAACAAAAUCAAAGACAGGUACUGGGACCCUGGUCCAAGAGCUGAUCCUGUGGAUGAUUUACGUUAUAUCUGGGGAGGUUUUGCGUAUCUUCAAGACAUGAUAGAGCAUGGGAUUAUAAAGACCCAGACCAACACUGAAGUGCCAUUUGGAAUUUAUCUGCAGCAAAUGCCAUAUCCGUGUUUUGUAGACGAUGUCUUCAUGAUCACCUUAAACCGCGCCUUUCCCAUCUUCAUGGUGCUAGCUUGGAUAUAUUCAGUUUCCAUGACUGUGAAGAGUAUAGUCCUGGAAAAGGAAAUGCGUCUGAAGGAGGCUAUGAAGAACAGGGGUAUAACUAAUGGGGUGAUUUGGUGCACUUGGUUCCUAGACAGCUUUGGCAUGAUGGCUGUGAGCACAUUCCUCCUCACAGUACUGAUUAUGAGCGGACAAGUACUGCAUUAUAGCAGUCCACUUCUCUUCUUUCUGUUCUUACUGACAUUCACCAUAGCCACCAUAAUGCAGUGUUUCUUGUUCAGCACCUUCUUCUCCAAAGCCAAUCUGGCAGCUGCCUGCAGUGGAGUCAUCUACUUCACCUUGUACCUGCCCCACAUCGUCUGCUUUGUCUGGCAGGACCGCAUGACUGUUAAUCUGAAAAUCCUAGCAAGUUUGCUUUCUCAAGUAGCUUUUGGAUUUGGUACGGAGUACUUGUCACGCUAUGAAGAGCAAGGUCUUGGCCUGCAGUGGGGCAACAUCAGAACCAGUCCUUUGGAAGGAGAUGAAUAUAGUUUUCUUUUUUCCAUUAAAAUGAUGCUUUUUGAUGCUCUCCUCUAUGGAAUACUUUCUUGGUAUCUCGAUCAUGUUUUUCCAGGAGACUAUGGGCUACCACAGCCUUGGUAUUUCCCUGUACAGGAAUCUUACUGGCUUGGCUCUAGAAACCCAAAAGCUGAGAAAACAGCAACUGCUGAUGAAAAAAGUCCAGAGUCAGAAGGCUGUGUGGAUCAGAAGGCCAUGGAAGGGGAGAAAAAUGAAAGCACAACAAAGACAUCUGAAGAACCUGAAAAGGCAGAAGAACAGAAUGACAACCAGAGGGAGAAGGAUGGUAAAAACAAAAAAUGUAAACACAAACGAGAAAAAGAACCUGGCAAGCAGGGGAAGCCUAAGACAGAUGUCCAGGACAAAGAUGAAAUUAAUAUAAAUGCCGUCUUUGAGCCUGAGCCAACAGGACUGAUUCCAGGAGUAUGCAUUCAGAACCUGGUGAAGACUUUUGCGAACAGGUCUAAGCCAGCUGUAGACGGGAUGACUAUUACUUUUUAUGAGGGCCAGAUCACAGCCUUCCUUGGUCACAACGGAGCAGGAAAAACAACCACCAUGUCGAUUCUGACUGGCCUCUUCCCACCCACGUCUGGAACUGUGCUGGUUGGUGGCCUGGAUAUUCAGACUCACAUGGACUCCAUCCGGCACAGAUUAGGCAUGUGCCCUCAGCACAACAUCUUAUUCAAUCACCUUACUGUAGCUGAGCACAUCUUGUUUUAUUCUCAACUGAAAGGAAGAUCGAGGGAUGAUGCCGAGCAGGAGUUGGAAACGAUGCUAGAAGACAUGGGCCUCACCCAUAAAAGGAAUGAAGAGGCUCAGAAUUUGUCAGGUGGAAUGCAAAGGAAACUAUCUGUAGCCAUUGCUUUUGUGGGUGAAGCAAAAGUGGUAGUCUUGGAUGAGCCCACUUCUGGAGUUGAUCCGUAUUCCAGGCGAUCUAUCUGGGAUCUUUUGCUGAAGUAUCGCUCAGGCAGAACCAUCAUCCUCUCAACCCAUCACAUGGAUGAGGCAGACAUCCUUGGAGACAGAGUAGCCAUCAUAUCCCAAGGGAAACUCUUCUGCUCAGGCUCUCCUGUGUUCCUAAAGAACAGCUUUGGGUCUGGCUUCUAUCUCACUCUUGUUCGAAAAAUGAAAAACACCAGAACUGGAAGGUAUUCAUCACUUUGUAGCUGUGGAUCUCAGUGCUCCUGCUCCUGCUCCAGCUGUGCACACAGGGACAAAGAAGAAGCUCCAGAGCAGGAACUGGAUGGAAAUCUCGAUGAGCUUGCAGAAGUAAUUCAUCAUCAUAUCCCAGAAGCAAAGUUAAUUGAAAGCAUUGGUCAGGAACUCAUUUACCUUUUGCCCAAUAAAAACUUUAAACAGAGAUCUUAUGCCAGUCUCUUCAGAGAACUGGAGGAAACAUUGGAUGACCUGGGACUUAGCAGCUUUGGAGUUUCUGAUACACCACUUGAAGAGGUUUUCCUAAAGGUCACAGCAGAAGCUGACCCUGGAAUGCAAAAAGCAGGAGACACUCAAGAAAAUGGCUCUACUCUCGGCAAAACUUCUACUGAGAAUAAACCAGCUGAACAAACCACACUGAAAACCAGUGAUGCUUCUCGAAUGCCAGUAGGCAUAGCAGGAGAUCCAAAUGAAGGCAAAGGGUCCCAACAGUACAAAGGUUUUCAGCUUGUACAGCAGCAGAUCAAAGCACUGCUCAUCAAACGGUUCCACCAUGCCUCCCGCAGCCACAAGGACUUCUUAGCCCAGAUUGUUCUCCCUGCUAGUUUUGUGUUGCUGUCUUUAAUACUUACAGUCAUUAUUCCUCCAUUUGGAGAAUAUCCCGCCUUAACCUUACACCCUUGGAUCUAUGGACAACAGUUUACUUUCUUCAGCAAUGAGCGUCCUGGGAGUGAGCAGAUGAUCUCCCUAACUGAUGCUUUCUUGAAUAAACCAGGAUUUGGAAAUCGCUGCAUGAAGAAUCAACCCCUUCCGAACUACCCAUGCAAUAAUAUGCCAACUACUUGGAGCACACCUGUUGUUCAUCCUAACCUAAGUAGUCUAUUGCUGAGCCAGAAGUGGACUCCUGAGAAUCCUUCACCUUCCUGCAAGUGCAGUACUCGCAAGAAACUCACUAUGCUGCCAGAAUGCCCUGCAGGCGCAGGAGGCCUCCCACCACCACAGAGAGUACAGCACAGCACAGAAGUUCUUCAAGAUCUGACCCACAGAAAUAUUUCAGAUUUUCUGGUGAAAACAUAUCCCACUUUGAUAAAAGGGAGCUUGAAGAGCAAAUACUGGGUCAAUGAGCAAAGAUAUGGAGGAAUUUCUAUAGGAGGAAGGCUCCCAGUCCUUCAUGUUUCUGGAGAUCAAGUUGUCAAUUUUUUAAGUGAUCUUGGCCGAAUGAUGAAUGUGACAGGAGGGCAAAAUUCACUGGCUGCCGCUAAAGAAAUUUCUAAUUUCCUUAAAUACAUGGAAACUGAGGAUAAUAUUAAGGUGUGGUUUAACAAUAAAGGUUGGCAUGCUAUGGUUAGUUUCCUUAAUGUAGCAAAUAAUGCAAUCCUUAGAGCUAACCUGCGGACUGGCCAAGCCCCUGAGGAAUACGGGAUCACUACUGUAAACCAUCCUCUGAACCUCACUAAGGAGCAACUCUCUGAAGUCACUGUACUGACCACUUCAGUGGAUGCUGUUGUUGCCAUCUGUGUGAUUUUUGCCAUGUCCUUUAUACCAGCCAGUUUUGUCUUAUACCUGAUUCAAGAACGCGUAACAAAAGCCAAACACCUACAGUUUGUCAGUGGCGUGAGCCCUGCCGUCUACUGGCUAACUAACUUCAUGUGGGACAUAGUGAAUUAUGCACUGAGUGCUGGAAUGGUUGUGGUUAUAUUCGCCGGAUUCAAAAAGAAAGCAUACACUUCUCCGACUAAUCUCCCUGUGCUUGUUGCCUUGCUGCUUCUGUAUGGAUGGGCAGUAAUUCCCAUGAUGUACCCUGCUUCUUCUUUCUUCAGUGUUCCUAGCACUGCUUAUGUUGCAUUGUCUUGUAUUAAUCUCUUUGUGGGGAUCAACAGCAGUGCCAUUACAUUCAUCCUGGAGUUAUUUGAAAAUAACCCGUCUUUGUUGAAGUUUAAUAAAACAUUGAAAAAUGUGCUGAUUGUCUUCCCACAUUUUUGCCUGGGCCGUGGACUCAUUGACUUGGCCAUGAACCAAGCUGUGACUGAAGUAUAUGCCAGAUUUGGUGAGGAGCAUGUUUCCAAUCCUUUUCAGUGGGACUUUGUUGGGAGGAACCUGGUUGCCAUGGCUGUCCAAGGGGUUGCAUUCUUCCUUCUGAAUCUCCUUAUGCAGCACCGUUUGCUCUCCAUAAGAUGCCUCUUGAGUUUCUCCAGGUUUGCUGAGACUGCCACAUCACCUGUUAUUGGUGAAGACGAAGAUGUUGCAGAAGAAAGAAAAAGAAUUAUGAAUGGAGGAAACAAAACCAAUAUCUUAGAAUUACAAGAACUGACCAAGUUUUAUGCAGGUAGACAGAAGCCUGCAGUGGACAGACUCUGUGUUGGCAUCCGUCCUGGAGAGUGCUUCGGUCUUUUGGGAGUGAAUGGUGCUGGCAAAACAACAACAUUCAAGAUGCUGACUGGAGAUACUGAUGUGACAUCUGGAGAUGCUGUAGUGGCUGGUAAUAGUAUAUUGACCCACAUUUCUAAUGUCCAUCAAAAUAUGGGAUACUGCCCUCAGUUUGAUGCCAUUGAUGACCUGCUCACAGGGCGAGAACAUCUCUACUUAUAUGCACGCCUGCGGGGGGUUCCAGCAGAGGAAAUCAAAAGGGUUGCUGAAUGGGGCAUCCAGAAGCUGGGACUUCCUAUGUAUGCAGACCACUUGGCUGGCACCUACAGUGGUGGCAACAAGCGCAAGCUCUCCACUGCCAUCGCACUGAUAGGCUGCCCUCCACUUGUCUUGCUAGAUGAACCAACUACUGGAAUGGACCCUCAAUCCCGGCGCCUCCUUUGGGACUCUAUUGUCGGUGUGCUCAGAGACGGGCGAGCUGUGGUUCUAACAUCACACAGUAUGGAAGAAUGUGAAGCCCUCUGUACUCGUUUAGCCAUCAUGGUAAAAGGUACAUUCAAAUGCCUGGGCACCAUUCAGCAGCUAAAAUACAAAUUUGGAGAUGGCUACAUCGUCACUCUGAAAAUCAAAGCUCCAAAGUCUGGGCUGCCUCCAGAUCCUACUCCUGCUGAGCAAUUCAUACAGAAGAACUUCCCAGGGAGUUUACAGAGAGAGAAACACUACAACAUGCUGCAAUACCAGAUCUGCUCCUCCUCUCUGGCUAAGAUUUUUCGGUUAAUUAUCUCCAAUAAGGAAAACUUGCAUAUUGAAGAAUAUUCUGUGUCUCAAACAACUUUAGAUCAAGUUUUUGUGAACUUUGCUAAACAGCAGAUGGAGGAUGAGGAGAUUCCUUUGCAUCCCCGUGCAGCUGGAGCCAACCGAGAAGCAAAGGUGUCCCCUGCAUUGCACCAGCAGGCAGUUGCAUAGACUAUUCCUGCAGCCACUAGCACUUAGAGUGUGCACAGUGCAAAGAUGUGCCAUACCAGAGCAGUACAAGGAUAAAACAAAGGUUUCCACGCUCAGCGUUAUACCGAUUUUUUUUUUUUUUUGCACCUUUCUGAGCGCUGUGCUCACAACAGCAACAGCCUUAGCAGCAGCAAACUUCUACUGCUCUAUCAGGAAUACAAAAUGCUGAAAGUGUCAAAGGAAAGGCAGGUCCUUGCUAUAGAACAGGAUCUUCCUCUAACAUAAAGUUCGUUAUAAGGUAUAAGAAGAGAAGUCUCAUUCCUGCUUGUUGGCAGGUAGAGACCACUAAAGACAGUAUUUCUGUCUGGUCCUUUUGCGUUGGUAGGUUUUUCUUGUAGGAUGUAGGAUGAUGUUUUUGAUGUAGGAUGAACUCCUACAUCAGCUGCUACCAUCCAGCAGACAUGUCCCAGUGCAGAGACCAUCACCCAGCUUAGAAGUGGAUUCCUGACAUCCUGAGUGUGCUGGACUACCAAGGGCAGAAUAUCAGUGCUGGCUGAUAGGAGCAGUGCUUGGAGACUGCUUCAGUAUUUCACCAGGCUGCCAGUGAAAACAGACAGUUUUCUCAGCAAGUAUGAGAAGAAUUAAUUCAGAUCUCGGACCCAGGCAAGAAAUUUGCUUUAAAAAGACUCAGAAUCUUAAUGAAAAUGAUCCCAUACUCAUCUUCAAGUUUCUCAAAUGGAAGCAGAAUGUCAAAAUGGAGAUUAAAAGAAAAAUAAGUAUGUCCAAAUCAGCCAAAAGUUUUGUUUUCUCAUGUAGGCCUGGAAAGAUAUCUUUAUUACUAUUCAAGAUCAGAUUUUUCUUCUUUCCUGUGACUGGACCUUAAGUGGCGGUGAAGUAUGAACAGGGUAUAUGCUUGCUCUGUGCUCCAAAGAAAAAUUUCAACCUGCUUGUAUUCCACACUGCAUUCAGUGAGAAAUCAUUUGACAUUUAGCUGUUUUCUCUGAUUCACAGUUAAACUAGAGGAAAACAAUACUGAAAACAAAUUCAUAAUGAGUUAUUGUUUCAGUUACCUACCAGAUCUAACCAUUUCUAAGAAAUCUGCUCUAAGAUAUGUUAGACAGAAAUAAAAUCUGGGUCAUGUAUUUUGGCUUUUUUAGAUUUUUUUUUCAAUUGAUGUAGAUUUUUUUUCUCUUUUUUAAUACAAGGACACUUGCUUUUUACUGUACAAAAUAUUACAAAACUUCAGCAACCAGCUGUAGUCUUCUUUUGCCAUAAUUACUUCAACUGAUUCCAAAAUAUAUUCUGGAAUUUAUUGCAUAUUUCACCCUUACAAAUAGUUGCAAAAAUCUUCCUAUACAUCCAUUAUAGAGAAAUAAAUUAAUCAUUAAACAAAACAGUAUCUCUGCAUUCUCUUCGUACUCUAAAAUAGCUUCCUUAAAAUGUCAUUCAGAUAGAUUGCAAUAGUCUUUUUCUACUAGAUUUGCAAUAAACCAACUAAGUCCCACUGAACAUCUUGUGAAAAAGAAAACACAGGAAGUCCAAAAUGUGGUUGAUUUUUCUCCCUGGCUCAGAAAAUAGAAGGGAGCUGGCAUUCUGAGGACUAGCAGUCACUUCAUGUAUUUACAAAGUGUAUUAAAAAUUAUUCAGAGAAUGCUAACAUAAUACUCUAGGUAAAAGGUCCUUUAGUAUCACAAGGACUUGUUAUAUGAAAACAGACCAAAUAUCACAGAUAGAGCAUAGAUCAGAUCUUCUGAAUCUCAUUUACUAGUAUGCAAUUUAAAAAUGAAGAACACUAAAAACAAACAAAACCCCUUCAACAAUGCAGGAUGUUACAUCUACAAAUACUGCAAAUACUUCAGAUUCUUUUGGCAAGUCAGGGGUUAGACCCAAACCAGUUAUUUGACAUAUUGCCUAUUUCUUUAUUCCAGGAACCAUUCGUUUUCUUUGGUAAUGUUAUUUGUUACAAAGCACCUGCCUCCAGGCAGCACACUCUCUUCUUCAAGUCAAAGAAGGCGGAUCAUGCAACUGUCUUCAGGCCAGCUGGCGCUGCUGGCUGAGCUGAGCUCUCUAGUAGUUAGCUGGUAUGUCCUCGUUCCAAUGUACUUAUGUCUUGCAGAAUGCCACUGCUAAAUUUGGAGCUGCUUUUCAGCACAGACUUCUCAGUAUCUCUGAUGCAUCAAUCUAAAUAGACUAGUACAGGAAAAUCUAAGUCAAUCACGUUACAGUGAACUGUAAGGGCUUUUGACUACUAGCUGUGCAAGGAAGCCUUAUUUUUUCAAAGGUGCUUCUGAGCUGAGAAUUCUUGAAUGUAAGGAAGUGUAGCUUUCAAUUGCAUACAAUUUUCCUCAGCAGUGGAGAUUCAACAUGCACCAAAAUCCUUUAAAUUAAUUCACAUAUUUGGCAGGAGUUUCUAUGAGCUUUUUCUUCUUGGAGUUCCAUGCAAUAUUCAAAUUAAACCUUUUUCUUACAAUAAAAAGGGAAUAAUUGGCA